Molecule: messenger RNA, 2454 nt
Organism: Gadus chalcogrammus (walleye pollock)
Lineage: Eukaryota; Metazoa; Chordata; Actinopteri; Gadiformes; Gadidae
Gene: clpp
Product: caseinolytic mitochondrial matrix peptidase proteolytic subunit
Exons: 7
Coding region: 85-915 (276 amino acids)
Biological process (GO): protein quality control for misfolded or incompletely synthesized proteins
Cellular component (GO): endopeptidase Clp complex
Molecular function (GO): ATPase binding; ATP-dependent peptidase activity; serine-type endopeptidase activity
Source: RefSeq, a predicted model, not a curated record
GCAUUGGAGCCUGGAGGGCGGAACUUGCUGUGUGAGCAACGUCCGGUGCAACCUCAAAAGAAGUCGCACAGAGCGGAUUCCAACAUGUCAAUACGAAGUGCAUUGGGAUUUGGAAUUUCAGCAAUCAAAUGUACCCGAUCCCUUCACCAAACUCCUGUUUGGAGGAGUCCACUUGUACCCAUGGUUGUGGAGCAAACUGGAAGAGGAGAGAGAGCCUAUGAUAUCUACUCACGUCUGCUCAGGGAAAGAAUUAUUUGCGUCAUGGGCCCGAUUGAUGAUACAGUAGCAAGCCUGGUGAUCGCCCAGUUGCUAUUUCUGCAGUCCGAAAGCAACAACAAGCCCAUUCACAUGUAUAUCAACAGUCCUGGCGGCGUGGUGACGGCCGGCCUGGCCAUCUACGACACGAUGCAGUACAUCCUCAACCCCAUCUCCACGUGGUGCGUGGGCCAGGCCGCCAGCAUGGGCAGCCUGCUGCUGGCCGCAGGCACGGCCGGCAUGAGGCACUCCCUGCCCAACGCCCGCAUCAUGGUGCACCAGCCGUCGGGCGGGGCCCGGGGUCAAGCCACAGACAUCGCCAUCCAGGCUGAGGAGAUCAUGAAGCUCAAGAGGCAGAUCAACAGAAUCUAUGCCAAACACACAGGCCAACCGCUGGAGCACAUCGAGGGCGUGAUGGAGAGGGACCGCUACAUGAGCCCCAUCGAGGCCCAGGACUUUGGCAUCAUCGACCGGGUCCUGGUGCACCCGCCCCAGGCCGGCCAGGACGAGCCCGAGCUGGUGAAGAAGGAGGCGGCGGCGGCGGCGGCGGCGGCGGCGGCAGCGCCCCCCACAGGCACGGCUGACACACCACAGCCCUCCGUCACAGAGGACGCCCCUCCAGGGACCAACCUGCCGUCGUCCUUCCGACCCGAGCCCUGAGGCGGCCUCCAGCUCACCAGAGUUUAUUCUUUAUGUUGUGAGAGGAAGCAGCGAGGCUGUGGACUCUGACUCUCCCGAGCCGGGACUCCAAAUGGUCCUAAAAUGGCUUUUAAUCAUCAUCCUGGCAAUUUACCACAGGAACGAAACCAGUAGCUGUUGGCGUUACCGGUUUUUUAUUAGGUCCAGUGAAUUGUAGUGUGUUGGUUUCUCUUUAAAUGCCCCCCCCCCCCCCUUUGUACUAGCAGUGGAAUAAACAGGAUGUUGUAAUUUACUUGAGGUUGUCCGUGGAUUGACCAAGGCUCAGACUACGUUCUUGUGUGUGGAAGGGGGGGAUUCUUAUUUUAUUUCAUCACCUCACUGCUGGGAAACCAGGAGAUGCUUUUUAUAUAAUUCCAUGUGUGCUAAAAUACCUCAUGGUCACUGGACUCAAUCCAUAUGCAGAACACAUAAUGGAUGUAUUUAUACAAGCAUUAACAUAUAUACACGUUGAACAAAGUUGAAUGCCAUACCGCAACACAUUGAGAACAGAGUUAAGUUAUAAUUUACUACAUUUGCUCUAAACAAACUGCUUUGGUUCAUCUAUUGAGGUUAGCAGUGUUAUAUUUGGUGUGUUGCCAUAUUCCUUUGGGACCACAAUGUAUUGAACAGAUUUUCUUUCCGAUUUGAUUCCACAUUGGUGAACUGGUCAGGUCCAUACUGGUGGGAGGAACCUCACGGGGACAGACUACCAGUCCACUGGCGUUAAGUUAUUUAAUGGCUUAUUUGAUCACCCGCGAUCUGAUAAGCAGGACUCUGCAUACAAUAUGUUAACACUACAGUCCUGAACCAAAAACUAUCACUGAAGAAAUAGAUAAAUGCCUCUGAUUAUCAUUAGGUCUGACCUAACUCAAUGCAUUACAGUAACAGUAUGGAUUUUUAACCUUAAAAGCAGAAACACAAAUAUUAUCUACUGCAAGCCAGCCCCGCCCAGCGAGGGUUAUAGUGCCCCCUCCUGUCAUUUCAUUCACAAAUAUAAAAAGCAAUACACAUCUACAGAACCAUCCAAAUUACUUGUUUAUUUUUCUAUGCUACAAAGCGGAUACAGUUUUGACAACAUUAAUUGGAACCAUCUGAAAUAGUUACAUUAAGAGACAGAAGUGUGUUUGUAUCUCACAAGAAAGGAAAAUGACAGAUUAAUACAAAAAUGUUAAGACAAUUCGUCACUUGAUUCACAAUUCUUCUUGUGAUUUACCACAAUUACAAAAAAUCUCCACCAUCAUCACUCAACCACCAUAGCAAGUCAAUUGGUGGACUAAGCCUACUUUAUCUAUCAAUGCGCCAUCGAAACUAAGAUAUAAACAUUGACUGAGGCAUUCAGAACAAUGCUGAAACAUUGCGAUACAUCACACACAUGCUGGACUAUCUUAACAAGACAACCAUGCAGACUUUUCCUGGGACAAUUCCAUCCAUUUUAAGUUGCUAUCCUUUUUUUUGUAUGGAUCCGACUAGUAUCUCUAGUUUUAGUGAAUGCCUGACUAUCUGGCCAUCAGAAAUAUAUAU